Macrosiphum euphorbiae (potato aphid) is the source of this 426-nucleotide messenger RNA. Lineage: Eukaryota; Metazoa; Arthropoda; Insecta; Hemiptera; Aphididae. The record is from the annotation of a GenBank genome assembly.
AUGAUUUCGUCGACAUUUUACAUAACUUUGGUGUUCGGUAUUGCGAUGCUGAUUUCAUGUGGCUACGGGCGAUUUACGACGGAACAAAUCGAUUAUUACGGAAAAGCGUGCAACGCCAGCGAAGAUGACCUCGUCGUAGUCAAAUCCUACAAGGUACCAUCUACAGAAACUGGAAAGUGUCUGAUGAAAUGCAUGAUCACCAAACUGGGACUGCUGAACGACGAUGGUUCGUACAACAAAACCGGCAUGGAAGCGGGGUUAAAGAAAUACUGGUCGGAAUGGUCUACGGAGAAGAUCGUGAAUAUAAACAACAAGUGUUAUGAAGAAGCUUUACUUGUGUCAAAGGAGGUAAUAGCGACGUGCAAUUACUCGUACACUGUGAUGGCAUGUUUGAACAAGCAGUUAGAUCUCGACAAGUCAACUUGA